UUCAACAUUACUAAAGAACAUGGAUAUGAAUAGAGAGACAGAAACAUUAAUUGUUGGAAGAGUGAUAGGAGAUAUACUUGAUCCCUUCACAAGAAGAAUUUCUCUCAGAGUUAGUUACGGUUCAAGAGUUGUCGGUAAUGGCUUAGAAUUUAAGCCCUCAGCAGUUGUGGAGCAGCCCAGAGUUACAGUUGGUGGGAAUGAUCUCCGGACUUUCUACACUCUUGUCAUGGUAGAUCCAGAUGCUCCAAGUCCAAGUGAUCCUCAACUUAGAGAAUACUUACACUGGUUAGUCACGGAUAUCCCUGCAACAACAACAGCAACAUUCGGAAGUGAAAUAGUGUGCUAUGAGAGCCCACGCCCAAGUCUAGGCAUACACCGUUUUGUCUUCGUGUUGUUUCAUCAACUAGGCCGACAGACAGUUUACGCCCCUGGCUGGCGUCAAAAUUUCAACACCCGUGAUUUUGCCGAGCUCAAUAAUCUUGGCUCGCCAGUCGCAGCCAUCUACUUUAACUGCCAAAGAGAGGCCGGCUCCGGUGGAAGAAGGAUGCAAGAUUGAUGAAUUUCCUUGUGUUUGUGCUUCUCCCAUCAGUUAUUCUCUCAC
Phalaenopsis equestris is the source of this 601-nucleotide messenger RNA. RefSeq names its product protein HEADING DATE 3A-like. The record is from RefSeq and is a predicted model, not a curated record. Bases 20 to 556 code for a protein of 178 amino acids. The transcript has 4 exons. Lineage: Eukaryota; Viridiplantae; Streptophyta; Magnoliopsida; Asparagales; Orchidaceae.